This is a messenger RNA of Gracilinanus agilis (Agile Gracile Mouse Opossum), 1437 nucleotides long. It is a transcript of the gene RTN4RL1, whose product is annotated as reticulon 4 receptor like 1. Lineage: Eukaryota; Metazoa; Chordata; Mammalia; Didelphimorphia; Didelphidae. Bases 1 to 1437 code for a protein of 478 amino acids. The record is from RefSeq and is a predicted model, not a curated record. The transcript is spliced from 2 exons. Gene Ontology annotation, molecular function: protein binding.
AUGAGAGUCUGGAUCAGCAGCUUCAUCUCUGAAGGCCUGGGCCCAUUUCUCCCAUACCGGGGCACCUGCUCGCCCCCAACCUCAUCCUACCGUCACUAUGUGAAGUUGUUCCUGGUGCUUUGUGGCCUGGAGCUCCAGGUGGGCGUCUGCUGCCCCGUGGACUGUGUGUGCUACCCGUCGCCCAUGACCGUCAGCUGCCAGGCACACAACUUUGCCGCCAUCCCCGAGGGCAUCCCCGAGGACAGUGAGCGCAUCUUUCUGCAGAAUAACCAGAUCAGCUUCCUUCUCCCAGGCCACUUCAGCCCCUCCAUGGUCACGCUCUGGAUCUAUUCCAACAACAUCACCUUCAUCGACCCUGACACCUUCAAGGGCUUCGUGCACUUGGAGGAGCUGGAUCUGGGGGAUAACCGCCACCUGCGGACUUUGGCCCCCGAGACCUUCCAGGGCCUGGCAAAACUGCACGCCCUCUACCUGUACAAGUGCGGGCUCAGCUCCCUGCCCGCAGGCAUCUUCAGCGGCCUCCACAACCUCCAGUAUCUCUACCUACAGGACAAUCACAUCGAGUUUCUCCAGGACGACAUUUUUGUGGACCUCGUCAACCUCAGCCACUUAUUCCUCCAUGGCAAUAAACUCUGGAAACUCACCCAGAACACCUUCCGGGGCCUGGUCAACCUGGACCGCCUGCUCUUACAUGAGAACCACCUGCAGCUGGUGCAGCCCCGGGCCUUCCAUGACCUCCAGAGGCUCACCACCCUCUUCCUCUUCAACAACAGCCUCUCGGAACUGCAGGGGGACUGCCUCACCUACCUGGGGGCCCUGGAGUUUCUCCGGCUCAACGGCAACCCCUGGGACUGCGGCUGCCGGGCCCGGUCCUUGUGGGAAUGGCUGCGGAGGUUCCGGGGGUCCAGCUCCAGCGUGCUCUGCGCUUCCCCCGAGUGGAUGCAGGGCCGGGACCUGAAGCUGCUUCAGGCCCAAGACUUCAGGAACUGUACGGGGGCCGAGUCUCUGCACCAGCUCAAAUCGCACACCCUCGCCACCACCGACCGGGCGGCUCACAAGGAGCGUCACCCUCCUCCCCAUGGCGGUCCCAAGGAGAAGGGGUCCCAGCACAGUUUACACGGCCACCAGCCCGGCGCCCGGCCGGGUUCCAGGAAGCCCGGAAAGAACUGUACCAACUACAGGAAUCGGAACCAGAUCUCCAAACCGGGGGCUGGCGGGGCCCGGAAAAAUGGUCACGAGGUCCAGGACUACAUACCCGACUACCACCACAAGUUCGACUUUGACAUGAUGCCCACAGUACGCCCCAAAAAGAAGGGCAAAUGUGCCCGGAGGACCCCCAUUCUUUCACCUAGCGGGGUGCAGCAGGCCUCCAGGGGCAGCGCUCUCAGGGCCUCCCUCCUGGCGUGGAUCCUGGUGCUGGCAGUUACCCUCCGCUGA